AAUUUUACUAGUCAUGGUAUGAUCUGAUGCACAAUAUUAAUCUACUACUAAGUCAGUUGUCUCUCAAAACUAAAAGGAUCGGUGGAACUUCGAAUCAAACGUAUUUUGAUCGGUCGAGAUGAAUAAUAUGUUAUACAUAGACAAGUUAAUAUAAAAUAUCCAUAUUUUUUAAUGCCAUAGUUUUUUUCCCAAAAAAGAAGAAUAAUUUGGGUUCAAUCAUUUGGAGACUCAAUACCAACCAUAUAUUCCAACUUCCCAAACUUCCCCAAAGGGCCAAUUAUUAAAAGCUUAAAUGUGGGGGCAGUUUGGCUUUGGCUUCGCUGUCUUUCAUUGGGAUAUUCUAUCAAUCCACCCAUAAGAGAAAACAAUCAAUGUAUGUCCAGAUGGAUGGAUGGAUAGGUAAGGAAAAUGGAGCACUUAAUUACUCUCUGAUCACUCCGGGAUUGAAGCAAGUUGUGGAAUUAUUAUGGGGAGAGAAGAAACUUGACAAUGCAAGCUUUGCUAUAGACAGCAGCAGCAGCAGUUGUGUGCGUGUCUAGAGCUUGCCCUCUCCUUGUAGGCCUUAGGAUUAGCAGGAUUCGACAAGCUGGAAGGCAUAGAAAUGAGAUAUGGAUGAUUCAUCACCACUACUGCUGGGUUUGAUUUAGAUUGUGUUCAGCUAGGGGCAUGGGGCAUGGAGAGAGAGAGAGAGAGCGUAAGGCUGUUAAUUCGCGAGUCUAUCCGUCGGCUGAUCCGCUUUGACCCCGACCCGAUGAGAAAAAAUGGGCCACACACACUCUGGAUCGACCCGCUACAAGGUGACUGGUUUGGAGAUCACACGGUGUCAUUUUUCACUUUAGUUUGCGAAAUGCACCUAUUUCCGGUUUUCCUAUUCGCUUAACCCUAUUUUCCUAAGUAAAACAUUUGAAUAUUGAUGUAAUAUAAUAUAAGUGUGUUUGAAUUUUUACUAUUAUGUUGUAUCCAAGUACUAACUAUUAUUUUGGUUUAAUAUCAUAUGUUCUUACUCAUAUUUUUUAUGAGAUUUGAUAUCAUUCAUAAAUGUAUGAAGAACAUAAUAACUUUUUCAUAUAUCAUCUAAACAAAAUUAAAACGAUUGGACUAUUAGGUUGACAACCUUAGAGAGAGAGCAAUUACUAGCAUGUUUCUUUAUUUCAGGGUCAUUGGUUGGACUUGGCUCUUCUGUGUCUUGACCUUACCAGGUGGAGACUGUGAUGCUGUCAAUGUCCCCCAACCAUAACUCUCCAUGUGGAAUUAGGGCCCCAAUUUUCUUUGACAGUGCUCAAUUCAGUUUUGUGUUUGGUUGGUCAUGAAUGCCGCAGAGACUUGUGGCUUUUUUGUGCGUGGCCCCCAACUUCCCAACAUAGUAUUUUAUCAAGUGAGUAUACUAGCCAGAUAGAUAGAAACCUACCCAAUGUGUAGCUUCCACUUAACCGGAGUUGAGUUGGAAUGAAUGAAUGCUUGAUGACUUUUGUUUAUUGUGGUUAGGUAACUUUGAUUACUGACAAAUUCAGUAACUUGAUUGUCAAUGAAUUUGCUAGUGAAAGUGUAAUAACUAACAUGAAAGCAAGCCAGCUUCGCCCAUGGUUGAAACCGCCACCAGAGCAGAGAUAUGAAGAUUCAGGGGGUUUGUUGGUUUGUAAGUAUUUCAGUUUUACGCAAAUGAAUAUGAAAAACAAUUCCUAUUUUUCUUGUUUGGCUUUAAGAUCGACGUUGAUCGCCGCCAUUAAUAACGGACCGGUUGUGGACUUUUUAGCUUUAUUCCAUUCAUCCCUUAUCCCGCCGAAGAGUCCAAUUCCAAACCAGCCAGGCCGCCAAUUCAUCGACAGCGAGACGACCGGCGAUGUCAUUCACAGAAGCGGAAACCCGCGGCGGGGAUUCAACCAAGGCCCAACACAAAGAAACGCUUCUGGGCCCCCACCAUGUGCGGGAUACUUUAUCCCGCUCGACCACGACACCCUUGUGGGCUCUGGAAUAUUGAUUCGUCCGAUUCCCGUAUCCAGCUGGACCACAGUUGGCCCACUAUCUUUUCCUUCACGUGACGGCCCAGUCCAGGCCCAAAUCUCGGAAUCCGCUCCCGGCCCCUCAACUGCCCCCAGCUGUUUUCUGUUUCACGCAUCGCCUAGCUGAGGUUGUUGAUGUUUCCGUAAUAUAGAUAAUAAUAGGAGAAGUUUGACAGGGGUAACUGCGGAAUGAAUCAGGUCAGUAAUCUUAUGGUGGAUAAUCAUGAGUAACCUGUCCAUAUUGGAAUGUCAUCAUCAUCUCUUUUUCUUGAAAGGUUUUAAUUUUUCCCUUUUUAAUUUUUGACGGACGAUUUCUCACUCGUUUUAAGUCAAAAUUUAAUUUUUUUUGCAUAGUUAGAUCAUAUUAAUUGUGUUCUUCAAAAUGAUAUCCAAUUUGAUAUAUUUUUCGAACAAAAAAAAAUUGAGCCAUUUUUUACCAGUCUAUACCAUAUGGUAUUGACUGGUAUUGAUAUAAGAGCAUACCUCUGGUUUGAAAAGCGUACCAUGGUGGUAUGAUCAAACCAAGACUGUAGGAUGGUUGAAUACAUGAUAGUAUAAGUAUAUUAAUUGUCAUUAACGACUUUUAACAUUGUGUACCACAAGGUACCACCCCGUACCAGGGUGGUAUUGUAUGGUAUUGUGUGGUAUUUUUUGGUCCUAUAAUUUGUUCACCCAGAGAUUUGUAGAUUCAAUAGAUCAUGAUGAACUCGUCCCUUCUAUGCAAACGUUUUCAAAAACGAAGAAGAUACCAUAUGGUAUGCAGUUGGUACCGAGAGACCAGAAUUUUUUUUCUCACAAAAUAUUGAAAAUUGAUGUCAUUUUGUAGAGCACGAUGAACUCGUUCCAUCUGUGAAAAAACAAAUUUAAAAUCCGAGUUAAACGAAAAAAGAUAUGAGUCGAUUAAGAAAGCUAGGGAAAAUAAAAAUGACCUUUAAUUCUCCAUCCUUAGAUCUGGAUUUUCUAAAUGAAGGGUCCAAACUCCAGAUUUGGUUGAGCCAUAAUGACCAUAAUCACAAAUCACUAAAUCAGCACAUACGUGAAGUAAGGGCCAGGACGUUCGUCUGUCGCCGGCGACGCCUGGGCAGGACGUCGCGCUCGCUGUCGGCGGUUCAAACGGUUGACGUUCGUCCGUCGCCGACAACGCCUGGGCAGGACAUCGCGCUCGCCGGCGGCGGUUCAAACGGCUGUCAACGAUCAUUUUUUUAUUUUUAUUUUUCGUUUAAUUUAAUUUAGGUUAAUUAUCUGUUCUAAUUAUUAUAAUUUAUUGUAGGUUAAUUAUCUACUUUAAAUUAAUUUAAAAAAUUACUUUAAUUAUCUCCUUUAAUUAUGUAGGUUAAUUAUAUGCUUUAAUUAUUUUGAUUUAAUGUAAGUUAAUUAUCUGCUUUAAUUAAUUUAAAAAGUUACUUUAAUUAUCUCCUUUAAUUAUGUAGGUUAAUUAUAUGCUUUAGUUAUUAUUAUUUAAUGUAGGUUAAUUACUCUAAUUAUCUGCUUUAAAUUAUGUAGGUUUAUUAUCUGCUUUAAAUAUGUUAAUAUUUAAUAUAUACGAAAAUUAUGUCGGUUAAUGUUUUCAUUUAAUUGAAAUUAUGUAGGAAAGGUAAAUUUUAAUUGAUAAAUACAAGAAAUUUUAAUAAUUUAAAUAUAGAAUUUUAUUUCAUGAAAAGUAUUAAUUGUUGUACGAAACUUAAAUUGCAAUUGACAAUUUAAGCAAGAAAAUUAAGUUAGAAUUUAUCGUGAAAUAGAUUACAAUUUCGAAC
Linum trigynum is the source of this 3754-nucleotide messenger RNA. Lineage: Eukaryota; Viridiplantae; Streptophyta; Magnoliopsida; Malpighiales; Linaceae. The record is from the annotation of a GenBank genome assembly.